Lineus longissimus is the source of this 2585-nucleotide messenger RNA. RefSeq names its product succinate--CoA ligase [GDP-forming] subunit beta, mitochondrial-like. Gene Ontology annotation, cellular component: mitochondrion; succinate-CoA ligase complex. The transcript is spliced from 10 exons. Gene Ontology annotation, molecular function: succinate-CoA ligase (GDP-forming) activity; ATP binding. The record is from RefSeq and is a predicted model, not a curated record. Lineage: Eukaryota; Metazoa; Nemertea; Pilidiophora; Heteronemertea; Lineidae. Gene Ontology annotation, biological process: tricarboxylic acid cycle; succinyl-CoA metabolic process. The coding region runs from base 39 to 1316 and encodes 425 amino acids.
CGGAUAUUGUUGUGGUGUAAAGGUCACGACUUUCCAAGAUGGCGGCCCUCCAAUCAGUUGUUCGCAAAGCGGCAUUUCAUUUGAUGAAAAAGCAGGUUGCAGCCUGCUGUGUUCCGGUGCGGUGGUUAAACCUGCAAGAAUACCAGAGCAAGCGACUUAUGGCAGAUGCUGGAAUUAACGUCCAGAAGUUCAAGUUGGCUGAGGACUUGCAUGAAGCAGAGGUCAUUGCUGCUGCUAAAGACUUUAAGGUGGAUGAGUAUGUAAUCAAGGCUCAAAUCCUGGCCGGAGGACGGGGAAAGGGAACGUUCGACAAUGGAUUCAAAGGAGGCGUUCAUCUAACCAAAAAUCCAGCAGAUGUCCCCAGUCUGGUUGAAAAGAUGAUUGGACACAAGUUGGUCACAAAACAGACGGGGAAGCAAGGUGUCAUGGUCAAGAGCGUAAUGGUAGCAGAGGCAUUGAACAUUGAGCGCGAGACAUACCUUGCGAUCCUCAUGGACCGGGAGGCUGUCGGCCCAGUUCUGGUUGGAAGCCCCCAGGGAGGUAUGGAUAUAGAGGAGGUUGCUCGCUCAUCGCCAGAUGCCAUCUUCAAGGAGUACGUCGAUAUUGUGGAGGGAAUUCGUGACGAUCAGGCCAACAGAAUGGCAACAAAUCUUGGCUUCCUGGGUGAUAAACAUAAACAGGCAUCAGAUCAGAUUAAGAAAUUAUACGAAUUAUUCAUCAAAGUGGAUGCAACACAAGUGGAGAUCAAUCCUUUUGGGGAGACAGAUGAUGGCCGAGUUGUAUGUUUCGAUGCCAAAUUCAAUUUUGACGACAAUGCCGCGUUCCGACAAGAAUCUAUCUUUGAACUCGACGACAUGAUGGAGAAUGACCACAGGGAAAGGGAGGCUGCCAAAUGGGACCUUAACUACAUUGGCAUGGAUGGAAACAUCGGAUGCCUAGUCAAUGGAGCAGGUUUGGCAAUGGCUACCAUGGACAUUGUCAAACUGCAUGGUGGAGAACCUGCUAAUUUUCUUGACGUCGGUGGUAAUGUGAAUGAGGAGCAGGUGUUACACGCAUUUAGGAUUUUAAGUCGAGAUUCAAAAGUUAAGGCAAUCCUGGUAAACAUAUUUGGCGGCAUUGUCAACUGCGAAACGAUAGCAAAAGGCAUCCGGAAUGCCUGUCGGAAUAUAGAACUGAAAAUCCCCCUGGUGGUCAGAUUAGAAGGGACCAAUGUUGAUUCUGCCAAACGCAUUUUACGCACAAGUGGCCUUCCCAUCACACCUGCUGAUGACUUUGCAGAUGCGGCCGAGAAAGCAGUCCAGAGUUUGAAACAGUAACCAUGGAAGCAGACAAUAUACAUGUAUGCAAAAGGGUCCGAAUGAGUAGCUAUCCAGCAUGCCUACCACAGUAAGCUGCAGGCAGGGUUUAGGCUCAAGCAAUAUGAUAUGAUUUUGAUAUCGAUUAUCCAAAUUUUAUAUAGUGCACCUUUCAACAAAGAGUGUGUGCUCAGCUGUGCUUUGACAUUCUAUUCAGCUAUCGGCCUGUACAUUGUGGUUUGUAGCUUAUGCAAGUCCGCUGUGCAUGUAUUCAGUACUCAAGUUUGACAUUCACUUUGUGCAAUCUGUUCCUGCUGGGUAUAUAUUAUAUGAUUGAGGGGCUGUAAUAACAGAUUAUGACCUUUUGGCAGCAAGUGAUCCGGUACUUGUUAUUCCUUGGAGUACAACAGGAUCAAGUUCUGUGAUAUUGUAUAACUUCAGAAAUCAUGUAAUAUUGUUGAGUUUUAGAAACUGAAAAUCAUUUCUCAAUCAAUUGGUUUCUGAUUCCGGUUUGCAAGAACAGAUAUUCCAGUUUCUAAUUCCAGAUAACCAACUUGUAUUUGAUAUAAGCUACCUCAGUAUAGGCUUGUAUAUAUCUUGAUACUUGGUAUGGUACAGUGUGAUCAUGUGACAGUGCCUGUUCCCUGGCCUGGUCACAUUCGUGUUGAGGGGACAAGGAGACACUUUUAAAUUGUGUUUAUUUUAAUUGAUAACAGGACUUGUGAUUUUAAAUGAUAACAUUUCUAAAUAAUGAUGUGUCUUGAAGUUAUGCAUGUGUAUUGAAAACUUUCAAAUGAUUUUAAAGAAAUACACCUGCUACUCUUAAUCCAUGUUUGACAAAUCUGUAAAUACACUGUCGAUGUGUUUAAGCUGGUGAGGGGAGGAGCUGUGGUAUUGGCCUGUUUUUCUUAAAGGGCCUAUGUUAAAGAGACGUGCUUCCACCUGCUUGUCAAGGUCAACACAGUGUAUACACGUAGGGUGAGGCCGUGAAGUGCAUCACUGUAUAGCAGUUACCAUGAUUACCUAUCACUGAAGUUGAAUGGAAGUGCCAAAAGAGGUGAUUUUAGCAUAAUCUCUAUGUAAUCCAAGUGGUUACAUGUACAUCAGGAGUUACUUUGUGUUCAUUUGAACCCAAUACGUUUUGCAUUUGUAUUUGAAAAGACCUUUUACAGAUUGACCAAGGUGUGUUAAAAUGGAGCAUCUUAUAUUCUAAUUAUGGGAGCACUGGCUUCAUACGGCUUUGGGAUGAUUUAAAAUUGAGAAUAAAUCAUUUAGUUUAUUACUUGAAAA